Messenger RNA from Orycteropus afer afer, 1575 nucleotides. It is a transcript of the gene CCDC82, whose product is annotated as coiled-coil domain containing 82. The record is from RefSeq and is a predicted model, not a curated record. NCBI's taxonomy places the organism in Eukaryota, Metazoa, Chordata, Mammalia, Tubulidentata, Orycteropodidae. Gene Ontology annotation, cellular component: nucleus.
AUGGUACGUGUUAGAAAACGUGAAACAAGAAAUAAUUCUAAAAUUCAAGUGCCAGAGCAGAAAUCAAGAGUUGAUUGGAGGCGAACUAAAAGAAGUAGUAUCUCACACUUACUUGAUAGUGAUGAAGAGCUUAAUAGUGAUGAAGAGUUUGACAGUGAUGAAGAAUUUGAUAGUGAUGAAAGUGCUGAUAAUAAUGAAAGCACUGAUAAUAGUGAGGAGUUUGAUAGCAACAAGGAGCUUGAUGGCAAUAAAAAGCCCAAAAAUGAAAGUGAGCUUAAAUUCAUUAAAGUUGAAAGUGAAGGAAACAACGGUUCGCAUCUUACUAGCAUUGGCAACAGUUCAACAUGUGAAGAAGAAGAGAAUCAAAGCAAGCGUAGGAGUAUUGACUUACCAGAUCAUGAAAGGCAUCCAAGUCAGGAGGAGGAGGAUCUCAGCAAACACACUGGACAAAUAAUAGAGGAAGAUUUAGAAGAACAUGUCAAGGGAGGGAGGAGAAAAAGGAUAUCCUCGGUGAUGUAUGAUAGUGAUGACAGUGAUGACAGUGAUGUACUAGUUAUAAAAGUAGGAGGCAAACGUCCACGAAGAGUGAUUGAAGAUGAAUAUUCUUCAGUGGAGAUGGAGCAAAAUAACUCUGCAAAAACUUUAGCCGCACGAAAACAAGAACAGCUCCGGAAGCUGAAAGAACUGUCAAAGCAAAGAUCUCGUCAGAGACACAGCAGUGACAGAGAUUUGGAGGACUCUGAAAAGGAAUCCUGUCCAAGUAAUGAUGAAGAUGAAGAGGAGGAGAAAGACGAUUAUGAGUCUGAUGAAGAUGGAGAUGAUUAUAUUAUUGAUGACUUUGUAGUACAAGAUGAGGAAGGUGAAGAGAAUGAAAGCCAAAGAGGAGAAAAAUUGGCUACUUCACAACUGAAAUUAGUAAAACAGAAUUCUCUUUUUUCUUUUAGUGAUCACUAUACUCACUUUGAAAGAGUUGUGAAGGCUUUGCUGAUAAAUGCUUUAGAUGAAUCUUUUCUGGAAACACUGUAUGAUGGCACUAGGAAAAAAUCAUAUGCACAAGAUAUGUUGACAUCUCUUCAUUAUUUGGAUAAUCGCUUUAUUCAGCCUCGUCUAGAGAGUUUAGUUUCAAGAAGUCGUUGGAAAGAGCAAUAUAAGGAGCGGGUAGGAAGUUACUCUAAUGUAAUUAUUCGGAAGAAGAACCCUCAACAUUGUUCGUGCCAGGCUUGUGGAUUGCAUCGCUACUGUAGCUACUCAGUGCAUUUAUCAGGAAAAUUGUAUAAUAACAGGACUAUGGAAGCAGAUGAUUUCAUGUCACGUGAUAAGCAGGUGUUUACUGUUGGUAGAAUUUGUGCUGCUCGUACCAAGAUUUAUCAUAAACUGAAGCAUUUUAAAUACAAGCUCUACCAGGAAUGUUGCUCCACUGCGAAGACAGAAGAAGUAGAAGAUGAACUGGUUAAAGAAACAGUGGACAGAAUUUUCAGCCAGUCAAGAGAAAGUGGCUGGAUUAAGGAGAAAUAUGGUCAACUUGAAGAAUAUCUCAAUUUGGCGGAUUACUUUCAAGAUGAGAAGUUUGACUGA